Messenger RNA from Aspergillus caelatus, 738 nucleotides. RefSeq names its product Zn(II)2Cys6 transcription factor domain-containing protein. The coding region runs from base 211 to 627 and encodes 138 amino acids. Gene Ontology annotation, molecular function: zinc ion binding; DNA-binding transcription factor activity, RNA polymerase II-specific. The record is from RefSeq and is a predicted model, not a curated record. The transcript is spliced from 2 exons. Lineage: Eukaryota; Fungi; Ascomycota; Eurotiomycetes; Eurotiales; Aspergillaceae. Gene Ontology annotation, biological process: regulation of DNA-templated transcription.
GUCUUUGUUUGCUGCAUGCAUACUUAGCGUCUGUUAUUUGGAAAAUGGCAAACAUGGAUAACGCAGCAGAAAUAGAAACAGAAAGAGAGUCAGUCUCCUAUAAAGAGAAUGUGAAGCUGGUCUCGUAAGUUAUAGUUAUUAUUUCUUAUCUCCAUCCUAAGUUUUUUUAUUCCCACUUACACACGAUUAGCAUCAGUGCGAACGUUGUCAAUGGCAAGUCCUGCAGCCCCACUCAGAACACUUUUGCCUGCAGUAUGUCGCAGCCCUCAUAAGCCUCCUACCCCCGUUCACCGUGUCGAACGAAGGUCAAAGCGGCGGAGUUUAGCUUGCUCGUCGUGUCAACAAAAGAAAGUAAAAUGCAGUGGCCCUCCUCCCUGUGGAGCAUGCGCUGCAACGAAUAGCGAGUGUUGUUUCGAGCCUCUAACAGACAAACGGCGAAAAUUGACACGGAAGGCUGCAGAGAAAGACAUGGAAAGCUAUCGACAUGUAUCCAUGUACUUAAUCAGUAUCCUGCGUUCUGGGAAGGAAGAUGAUGUGAACAAUCUAGUAAAGGUGGUUCAGAAAGCCUCAUCCCUUGAUUCUGCUCUUGGAGAUCUGCAGUCGUUAAUUUCUCGGGAGAAGAGCUGAUUCCUCUUGCUCUGUUGAAAAUCAAACUGUAUUUAGGUUCACCUUUUUACUCAAAUAGUAUCCCGAAUAGGAGUCGUAUUUUGUUCGAUUUGCCACUGAGGUAUAUCAUAU